This is a messenger RNA of Poecilia latipinna (sailfin molly), 7193 nucleotides long. It is a transcript of the gene slco4a1, whose product is annotated as solute carrier organic anion transporter family, member 4A1. The record is from RefSeq and is a predicted model, not a curated record. The transcript is spliced from 12 exons. The coding region runs from base 473 to 2794 and encodes 773 amino acids. Gene Ontology annotation, cellular component: basolateral plasma membrane. Gene Ontology annotation, molecular function: protein binding. Gene Ontology annotation, biological process: transmembrane transport; sodium-independent organic anion transport. Lineage: Eukaryota; Metazoa; Chordata; Actinopteri; Cyprinodontiformes; Poeciliidae.
GAGGCCAAUCUGCUGAUGUGCUGCCUCAGCGCUAGACUUAUAAGAGGCUUUGGGAGACAGGCUUAGCACUAGGCAUGGAUGCCUUUUUCAACUUUCCCUCUCUCCACUUCUCUCCUGCAAAUUUUGUCUAUUUACUAAACAUCACAAGAUCUAUUUAUCACAGAAAAAACUAAAGGAUGCCAUUACUUUGCCUGUUCACCUGGCUCUCUCUCCGUCUUCUACCUCCUAAUGUGGAUAAACCUUUGAAGAGUCUUUAGCUCUGUAAAACAUCAGCUUUGAGCACUGUGGGUGCAUGAGCUGUGCAGCAAAGGAAAUAAAGAGCAGGAAAAGAAAAAACCGAGAUGAACCCAACUGACGAUUGGCAGGAGCAAUAUCCCCUCAACUUUUUGUCUCAGGGCUGCUAAACAUAAAAUACAUCUCUUUCCCAUUCCGAGACCCUCACAGGACUUCCAAAGUACCCCUCAGAGGGGUGAUGCCAGUGUUGCUUAAUGCCGACGCCUCUUUUAGCUCCAGGCAGGAGCUCCUGGACCUUCAGGACUGUCCACUCAAUGGGGGCCGCUCUUUGGACACCCCUAGUCCCGUGGACUCCCAGACAGGAAGCCCUAUCGGGUCUGGUCCUAGAAGCCCUGGCGGGCCAGGAGCUGAUGACCUCACUGGAGCCCUUAUUUUCACAAGGGCAUCGAUGCUGCCGGGGCAGUUAUAUGGAGAGAGCAGUCAGCCUGACACAGAGGUUCCUUCAGGGUCGACACUACAGCCCAAUGACUCUGAUCAACUGUGCGGUUGGGGGGCUCUGAAGCCUAAAAUCAUCCAAGUGUUCAACACCCCUCGUUGGGUGCUGUUCUUUCUUUGUGUGGCCUCUUUUCUCCAGGGAAUGAUAGUCAAUGGCUUGAUCAACACGGUGGUGACCUCCAUCGAGCGACGCUUUGACCUGCCCAGCUAUCAGGCUGGUCUCAUUGCCAGCUCCUAUGACAUUGCUGCCUGUGUCUGCCUGGCCUUUGUCAGUUACUUUGGUGGUACUGGACACAAGCCCCGCUGGCUGGGAUGGGGCGUGCUCAUUAUGGGGCUGGGUUCCUUGGUGUUCAGCUUGCCUCAUUUCACUGCUCCUCCCUACUUGGUCAGCAUGCAGGAGCAAAUAGGAAUGUGUUCUGCCAACAGCACCAGCCAGUGCCAGAACAAGGAGGGAGGAGGACUGUCGAGUUAUCGCUUUGUGUUCAUGCUGGGACAGUUUCUGCACGGUAUCGGCGCCACGCCUCUUUACACAUUAGGGGUCACGUACCUGGAUGAGAAUGUCAGCUCCAACUAUGGACCUGUUUACAUGGGGAUCUUCUACACAGCAGCUGUUGUGGGGCCCGCUGCAGGCUACCUGCUGGGAGGUUACUUCCUCACCAUCUACACAGAGACUCAUCUGGCAACGGAGAUGACUCCAGAAAACCCACACUGGGUUGGGGCUUGGUGGAUUGGCUUCCUGGCAGGAGGAGCAGCUGCUUUACUGGUAGCUUUCCCCAUCCUUGGCUACCCACAACAACUGCCAGGCUCCCAGGAGCAUGUGGCGGGGCGGGUGUCUGAGGCCCACCAGCUGAAAGAUGGAAGCCACAAUACAGCCUCUGACCCUCAGUUUGGAAAAUCAGUCAAAGACAUGCCAAGAUCUGUGCUGCUUCUCUUGAAGAACCCUACUUUCCUCUUCCUGUGUUUAGCGGGAGCCACUGAGGCCACGCUGAUCGCAGGCAUGUCCACCUUUGGACCAAAGUUCUUGGAGUCCCAGUUCAGUCUCAGUGCAUCUGAAGCUGCCACCUUGUUCGGAUACAUGGUGGUACCAGCAGGGGGCGGUGGUACUUUUACAGGCGGCUACAUCGUGAAGAGGCUGAACUUGCGUUGCAGAGGCAUCAUACGCUUCUGCAUGAUGUGUGCUCUGGUCAGUCUGCUCGCCAUCUUCAUCUUCCUCGUCCACUGCCCCAACGUGCCCAUGGCUGGGGUCACGGCCCCUUAUCAGUUGGGGCUGAUGGGGCAGGACCAACUGGACCACUACAAACAUCUGUAUGACAAACCCAAGAAACCGCGACUCAGAAACAGCUCUUCUCUGGACAUGAACCUCACAGUGAGUUGUAAUGCAGCUUGUAACUGUGCCAGAGAAGUGUACAACCCAGUGUGUGGGGCGGACGGGGUGAUGUAUUACUCACCGUGCCACGCCGGCUGCACCUCCAUCAACCACACACAACCGUCCACAGGCAGACAGGUGUACUCUGGGUGUGGCUGUGUGGUGGGGAACGUUUCGUGGGGUGAGGAGGGCUUCGCUCUGACAGGGAAGUGCAGCAGCACCUGCCACCACAUGCCAGUCUUCCUCUCCUUGCUCUUCGUCAUCAUCUGUUUCACCUUUCUCUGUAGCAUCCCAGCUCUCACUGCCACUCUCAGGUGUGUACCAGAUAGUCAGAGAUCGUUUGCUCUUGGCAUCCAGUGGAUAUUGGUGCGCACACUUGGGAGUAUUCCAGGGCCGAUUGCAUUUGGCUCAGUGAUUGAUAUUUCCUGCUUAUUGUGGCAAGACCAGUGCGGUGAUCAAGGCUCCUGCUACAUCUAUCACAACUCAGCCAUGAGUCAGUACACACUUGUUGCUGGAAUCAUCUUCAAGCUUUUGGGUACCAUCUUUUUCCUCAUAGCCAGCGUUCUCUACCAGCCACCUCCGGAGUCUCCUCAAACCAGCUGCGAGAGCACGGACCAGGGAACGGAGCACGCAAGCGACCUGCCAAUCAAAGACCUGCCAGAAGAUGGCGUCAUUAUCAACCUGCAUGCCAGGUUAUGACAUCUUAGACCCUCCAUUCCAAAUACAGAGUCUCUGUUUGUGUGAUAAAAAAAAAAAAUACCCAGGAUGCCUUCACGCACAAAUGCACAUACACCCAGACAGGGUGUGUAGCACUUCUAACAUGCUGCUCUUCUAGAAUGAAAUCGUGCUUUGACUGCAUGUGUUUCUGACAUGUAUGUUUGACUCAGCAAAAGCCUCACAACGUUAUUUCUCUUAACGUUUCAUCUCUAAAAAUAACUCAAAUCUGAUCAGCUAAAUAACUUCAAGUCCAGCUGCGAUGGUGUGUGUAUCAUUUUGACUAUGUCCAGCUUGACACCAUCUUUCAAAGAUCGAUUAGACUCUUCACAGAAACAUUUUGCGGUUUUGAAAGAAUUAAAAAAAAAAGGAAUCUCCUAUUUGUCUGUUGUUUUACAGUGACUGACUGGAAGAUACAAUCGGUCUUCUGAGAACAGAUAAAGCCAUGUUUAAGAUGCUGUAAGAAACCUCAAGGCCAGUGAAAAUGUAGCCAAAUAUUCUUCUUAUCACAAGAAGUAAAGCAGAGUCCUGAACGACCUUUACAUCAGAGGAAGUAUUGAGCCACUAUUAUGCUUUCAACAUUUUAAUGCAAAAUUCAUAUUCUUACCAUUUUCCUAGUUAGCUAACGCAAAAUGUCCCUUUUUGAAGGCUGCUAGACAGUUUAACAAACAAACAAAAAAAAAAUUAGUUCGUAGUGUCUGAUCUUGGAAAUGUCUCUAGAAACUGCGCACAUCUGGAUAUUGACAACUGAUUCCAGUCUUCCUGGCAGAUUCUGCCACACUCUGAUUGAGUUGGUCGGUAACAUAAGAUUCUGUUGAUGAUCUGUUAUGUUUAACUCUGAACUUUUAAUGGACUCUUACUACUCAGGAGCAUUCUUGGACAUGCCUUGUCUCCAGCUCUGUCUUGAGUGUGGAAUCUGUUGAGGCCUCGACACAAAGGAGAUGACAUCACUCCCUCUCCAUUCAUCUCCUAUGGCGCUUAGGGCACCAUUAACUUGCCUUUCUCCUGGCAAGUUAAUGGCAAAAUUUGCUCAUGGGAAUUUUUGAGCUUAUAUGUGUGAACCUGCACACAUGAGCUUGUGACAUGACACAAAAAAGAUAAUAAUGUUCAACUUUUCUUGCAGUCAUCGCUACUGUGUCCCAUGUGUUGGGUUUUGCCACGAGUGGCGGAAACUUUUGUCUUUCGCUGUUGUUUGUCACUCCUCGUGUGUUGAACCAUUACACUACAGUGUCUCUUGUCCCAGCGGUUUAUAUUCGUAGUCUGAGGUAAUUUAGCUUCAAGAAUCUUUACAAAUGAUUAUGACAAUUCUGCCCUCUGCUAUGAACUCUGUGUCCCAAAGGAACCCCAGAGCAAACGUCUGCCAUCACCUUGCUUCAUUCUUGGGAUGAUAACAUCAGGGGAUAUUUGUUGGUUAGGAUCCAUCAGAAGCAAUUGAUGUGUUGUUGAGGCAAAUCAAGGAUCUCAGCUUUCCAUGCUCUUAGGGUGCCUUCAGGGAGAACAGUAAAUUUCAAGGAUGUGAAAAUUCAACUAGAUUGUGGAUGGUCUCGUUAAGAGAGACCAUCCACAAUAUAUGAAAAGGUAUUAAAAACACAGUUUGCUCCCCGUUAUGCAUGAUGGAGUCUGAGUGUUUUCUAAAGGUAUUGGUCAUGCAUAAAACAUUUGAAUCAAGGGAGCCUGGGUAGUGGAGCAUAAAAACAGCUGUGGCAGCGCUGCCAUGUUGGUCUCAUUCAAACUCCAACCUCAUCACAAUGGUAGUGUUACCACAUUAUCUUGUAGCACUUAGCUUAAUGCUAACAGCACAGUUCUACAGAGUCUCUGCUGUUGUGAAGUGAUGCUGUUGGAGUGUGCUCUCCAAGAAGUAGUUCUUGGAGAGCACAGCCGGGUCUUCCUCCAGUGUGAAGGUUUCUGGAAAUCUCCCAACAGGCUGCCAUGUGCCUUUUAAUUCAGUGUGGCUUCAGUCAAACGUUUGUAUCAGUCAUUCUCUUAAAAGAAAUUCGAGUUGUGUAGUUGUGAGCGUUUUUCUUUGUCAGUCUUUGCACUUUCGCUUUUGGAAAUAUUGGAAGAGAUUUUAGUGGUUUUUCAAUGCGAUGACUUCCUUUUUUUGUCCAUGUCUGGCUUCGAGUUUCUUUGCUUAAGUUAAUCUGUGAAAUCUGCUCAAGAGGUCUGUCUCUCGAUAGCAAAUGUAUGUCGAUGUGCACGUCGAUUAUCACCACAGAUGAAUAGCACAAACGCAUUUUCACCUUGAGAAGCACAUGAAUACCUUUGAAAGCUACUGUACAGGAGAUGUUGGAUUCAAAGGUAAUGAUAUUUUGGCUUCUGCUGAUGCAGAAUUAUGACGCCUGUCAUUCAUCAAUGACAUAAAAGUGAACAUGACUGUUUGGACUGCAGAUGCUUUGAAAACAAUCGGGUUCGUAUGCGAUAUGGUUCCACAUAGGGAAGUGGCACAAGUAUAAUUUUUUGUGAGGUAAAAAUAUUUGAACUUUCCAGUUAAGACUGCCUUCAAAAAGUCGGAUGAAAGUCGCAUCUUUGCAAAACAAGCGGAUUCGAUCACAUCUGCCUGCUGUGUUAACAUAUCCUACGUUGCUCUAUUUACCAGUUGACAGUGCUCUUUAGUGCAAUCAUGUUUUAAAAAGAUUGUGCAAUGGUGUGUUGAGAAAUACCAACAGCAAAAAGAUGGAUUUAAACAAGAAAUUCAACAAAAUACUAAUCAAACUUCACCAGAAAUUCCCAAACAUCAAAUUGAUAUUUUGUAACAAUAGCUUAUCGUGAUAAGGUAAUAAAUGUUAGAAUAUAUGUGAUUUAACAAUGAACAGCAUGUCUCAAAACAUGUAUGAAUAGCCUUGCCAAGGCUGGAUGGAAAUACCUAAAUAUGCCUACGGUUUAUUCUUCAGGCUACAAAUAUUUGGAAUCGCCUGCAGCCUGACUAUCUUUGCAUAAUUCUAUGAAUUUAAGCGCUCUGUAUGUGUUUAUGUUAGAUAUGGGACGUUAAUACCACACCUCUGGAUGAAAGGUGGUAACUUUCUGUGAUUAAGUUUAUUUGACAAUGUCCCACUAGAUGGCACUCUUUACCCUAUAGUGGUUCUUUGAUGGAUCUGAAUACAGUGGCAGAUGAAUGUCUGGGCUGAAGAGAAUGAACCCAAAAUCUAACAGGCAUAUUAACAUGCUGGUCGAUGUUAUUUAAAAUAAAAUGAAAACAUGCAUAUAUUUUUUAAAAACUGUCAUCUACAGCUGAUUCCUUUCAGUAAACUGCAUUUAUUUAGAUAUAGGAACUAAAAGGUUAUGGGAAAAAUUUACAUAUUUUUUAAUCUAUAGCCUUAUCUUUUUGGUUCUGUAGCAAGAUGAAGAUUUUUCUAGGCAACAAAUUAAAUAAAACUAAAAUAUUUUCUGAACCCAAAUGAGUAAAAAUUCAGAUUCCUGUGACUUUCUAAAUAAAUGUGUUUAGCCAAACAUAAGACAAUGUCUGAUAAUAGAACAUCUUCACAAUAAUUCAGCUUGAACAUUCAGCAUGUUAAAGUUGCAAGCGAUUUUUUAAAAGUUAUCUGUAGCAAACUGCAAACAUUUGCAUUCAUGUACCUGAACCCAAAUGGAAUGAUGUGACUUUGCUUCAGUGUUUGGCUGUCUAGUUAUUUGAUAUGACACAGCCUCACUCAUUUAAAAACUCAAAAAGAUCACUCUUCAUCAAUAGGUUAAGUGAAACCAAAGUCGAUCAAAUAUAAUACCCAAAAGUAGGCAGGUAGACACAUGAAAAUCCAGUUUGAGUAAUCCCAAGGUAUCCAUCUUUUAGUUCAUAAAGGAAAUUGUUUUGCAUGGUGACUGAAUGAUGUGUUAGACCUGAAAAAGAUUAUUCACAUUGGUAACAUACCGUAAAUUCCACAGUGCAUUUUACAUUUGGACCUAAUUAUUUCAGUACUGUAACUCUCCGAUCGUGCCAAAGCAGCUUUGCAAAUUAACUGUUGUACUUUAUUUUGUAUCAACAUAUUUAUGCAAAUAAUUUAUUCAUGAUAUCUUGCACUUAAAUUUUUAAUCAGCGGUGUAAUUUUAAAAGUACUGAACGUCUUUGCUGUCAUUCUCCUGUUUGUGAUGUCAGAUCCAACCCACUGUGCUGAUCUGUAUCGUUAUGAUGUUCGAUCCUCAUGUUAUGAGUGACCUUCACACAUUUCAACUGAUGGCAAACAAUUAUUUUCACCUACAUCUGUAAAUCAUUUUAUCUGUGCUUUUCUCUGUCUCCUAGCUCAGAAUAACAAAUGUAUAAAACCCUUUUGUUAAACUGCAUAUUAAUUUGGUUUUGUGGAGUAUGUUAUUAAUGGAAGCUGUGAAUUUAAUUUUUUUUAUUGAAUGACUCAAAAAUGUGAACUGUUUUUAUAAUUACAAAAUUUGAACAGCA